GAAACUAUGUAAAUAGAUAGAUUAAAAAACUAUGUAAAUAGAUUAAAAAAAAAACAUAUCGUCUCAUCUAUUUUACAAGUAAGUAAAUAAUUACCAAUUUUGACAAAAAAAAAAAAAAAAGAGAAAAAAACAUAACUCCACAAGACCACAACCUGGGUCCCCCACCUCAUAGAAGUAUGUCUUUAUCUACACUUUUUGUCCUUUGUUUCCUCUCUCUCUCUCUCUCUCCCCCACUCCUCUCUCUCCCCUUCUUCUUCUUCUUCUUCCCCUGUUCCUUCCUUCUCAUGUCUUCCUCCUCCUCCUCUUCCAACAACGGUGACCCCGGCUCCGGUGAUACCCGCGGCGUUUUCGACGCCCCUUCCCCUUCUCGCCCUCGCCGUGGCGCCAACGACGUAUGGCCGGAACCUUUUCUUGAAUCCCUAGCCGUUCAAGUCGCCGUCGACGCUUCCUCUUCCUCUGGUCUCCUCUCCGCAGCUCCAGCUCUCGCCAACGUGUUUCGGGUUUGCACUACGUGGCAAGCUGUUUCUCGUUCCGACCAUCUAUGGCAACUACUCUGUCGUCAAGUUUGGGCUAGAACACAUCUGAUGCACGACACGUGGCGGGAUGAGUUCAUUUACCGUCAUCGGACGGCUAGAAACUUCCGGACGCGUACUCAUACUUACUUCACGCUUCAGUUUGAUCCGUCUGAUGUGGACGAGCCAGACAGUCUCUUAUGCCGUUGUCUCACUCUCUCCGACCUUUACUUAGCCGCGGGGUUCGCCGACGGAACUGUCCGGCUCUUUCUCUUGAACAACCGUCUCCACGUAAGGACACUACGGCCGCCUCUACGUGACCGGUUCGGGAGAUUCUCACGAGCCGUCUCAGGCAUUGUUAUAUCAAACUCGAGACUCACGUUCGCUACAAUGGAUGGAGAUAUCCACGUGGCGGAAAUAGACGGUGUUGGUCACACACGCACGGCUUACGCUGGAGAUAUAGUAAACGACGGUGCAUUAGUUGAUUUCGCCGGCUGUGGACGUUGGUGGGUCGGUCUUUUCGCCGGUGUACCUGGUCGUGCCUUUCACAUAUGGGACUGUAACAGCGAAGAGACAACGUUCGUUGGAGGCUCCCUCACCGACCCUGAAGCCGUCAUGGGAUGGCACACGUUAACAGAGCUGACAACAUCACUUGGCCGUAUAAGAAUCUCCGGUAACGAAACCGCGGUAGCAUGCACGAGGUGGAGAACGAUGGUGAUAGAUCUAAGAAACCAAGGAGUGAUCAUAGGAGAAGACGAAGAGCAACGUAGAGGACUAACAGUGACAGGGUUCGACGCAAACGAACAAGUGUACGUUAGAAUGGACAGUAGAGGAAACGCUAACGUGCGCAGGGUGAACACACAAGAAACGGUGUGCGAGUUUCGUGUAAGUGGAGCGGCGCAGAGAAGAGUAAUGGGGUGUGUGAAUAGACUAAACGCACUAAUGUGCGCAGGAGGUGUAAUGCGCGUGUGGGAGGUAGAGAGAGGAGAGUAUCUGUAUAGUGUUAGGGAGAGAGUAGGAGAAGUUGAAGCCAUUGUUGCAGAUGAAAGACAUGUGGCGGUUGCUUCAUCUUCAUCAACGGCUCAGAGUGUUAUACAUCUUUGGGAUUUCGGUGCACUGUAGCGUACCAGAUGAUUUUUAUAAAUAACUUGGGGAAAAAGAUUUUUAAUUAGAAAAAGCGAAACCCUAAACCUAGGUGUAUAUGUAGGGUUUCUGAAUUUAUAUUAAAUUGGGAAAGUGACGGAGGGAGAGAGGUGAAGAUUGUGACAGGAGGGAGAGAGAUUGAUUCCUUCUUCUUACAGAGUUUGACCAUAAAAAAAAGUAUGUUACUGUUUUUGUCUAAAACCAAACAAAGUGGAC
Molecule: messenger RNA, 1871 nt
Organism: Capsella rubella
Lineage: Eukaryota; Viridiplantae; Streptophyta; Magnoliopsida; Brassicales; Brassicaceae
Product: transcriptional regulator STERILE APETALA
Exons: 2
Coding region: 177-1634 (485 amino acids)
Cellular component (GO): preribosome, large subunit precursor
Molecular function (GO): protein binding
Source: RefSeq, a predicted model, not a curated record